Molecule: messenger RNA, 381 nt
Organism: Fomitopsis serialis
Lineage: Eukaryota; Fungi; Basidiomycota; Agaricomycetes; Polyporales; Fomitopsidaceae
Exons: 3
Coding region: 1-381 (126 amino acids)
Biological process (GO): translation
Cellular component (GO): ribosome
Molecular function (GO): structural constituent of ribosome
Source: RefSeq, a predicted model, not a curated record
AUGCCGCCUAUGGCGUUCACGGGGCUGGUCACCAAGGUCGGGUGCAUGAACAAGACCGCCACCGUCACCGUCUCGCGCUUCGUCCUGCACCCCCGAGUCGGCAAGCGUCUCGAGAAGACGAAAAAGUACCUCACACACGACGAGAACAACCGAUUGACCGCUGUCCCAUACCCAGAGCUCCGUCACGGCGACCUCGUCCUCAUCCGGAAUUGCCCGCCUAUCUCUGCGAGGAAACGGUUCGCGCUCGAGAGGAUCAUUCAGAGUCCCGAGAGGGAGCGCGAGAAGGCGCAUAGCAUGCAGGGGAUAAAGAGCGAGGCGGCGAGGACACCUGAGCCCACACCGACGGCGGAGACGCAGUCAAGACCGGAGGCUAGCUUGUGA